This is a messenger RNA of Hypomesus transpacificus, 401 nucleotides long. It is a transcript of the gene rpl39, whose product is annotated as ribosomal protein L39. Gene Ontology annotation, molecular function: structural constituent of ribosome. Gene Ontology annotation, cellular component: cytosolic large ribosomal subunit; ribosome. The record is from RefSeq and is a predicted model, not a curated record. The transcript has 3 exons. Gene Ontology annotation, biological process: translation. Bases 88 to 243 code for a protein of 51 amino acids. NCBI's taxonomy places the organism in Eukaryota, Metazoa, Chordata, Actinopteri, Osmeriformes, Osmeridae.
AUUGGAUAUUAACUUAUACAUCACUACCGCUUCCCUUUCUUCUUUCUCUUCUCCCACCGCCAUUGUGGUGAAAGGACUGUGGACAAAAUGUCGUCCCACAAGACGUUCAGGAUCAAACGCUUUCUUGCUAAGAAGCAGAAGCAGAACAGGCCUAUCCCGCAGUGGAUCAGAAUGAAGACUGGCAACAAGAUCAGGUAUAACUCCAAGAGGAGACACUGGAGGAGGACCAAGCUGGGCUUAUAAGCACUCAGAUCUCCAACAUCCCUUGCUUCUUCCAUCUGCCAAGACCUCCACCUGCUGGGCCUGGAAAGGAAGCCAUGUUAUCUGGAACAGCAGUCUUUUUGUACAGAUACUCUGGUUAUUCUCGUGUUUGACAAUAAAAGAUGUGAUGAAACCAGAAA